This is a messenger RNA of Onychomys torridus (southern grasshopper mouse), 1387 nucleotides long. It is a transcript of the gene Wars2, whose product is annotated as tryptophanyl tRNA synthetase 2, mitochondrial. Gene Ontology annotation, molecular function: tryptophan-tRNA ligase activity; ATP binding. Gene Ontology annotation, biological process: mitochondrial tryptophanyl-tRNA aminoacylation. The coding region runs from base 18 to 1100 and encodes 360 amino acids. NCBI's taxonomy places the organism in Eukaryota, Metazoa, Chordata, Mammalia, Rodentia, Cricetidae. The transcript has 6 exons. Gene Ontology annotation, cellular component: mitochondrion; mitochondrial matrix. The record is from RefSeq and is a predicted model, not a curated record.
GCUCCGCCCCUCCCAAGAUGGCGCUGUGCUCCGUGCGGAAGGCGCGUGAGUGCUGGAGCUUCAUCCGGGCACUUCACAAGGGACCCGCAGCUACUCCUGCUCCCCAGAAGGACAGUGUGGAGCGAGUGUUUUCUGGCAUCCAGCCUACAGGAAUCCCCCACCUGGGAAAUUACCUUGGAGCCAUUGAGAGCUGGGUGAAGUUACAGGAGGAAUAUGACACAGUGUUAUACAGCAUUGUUGACCUCCAUUCCAUCACUGUCCCACAAGACCCCACCAUCCUCCAGCAGAGCAUCCUGGACAUGACUGCUGUUCUUCUUGCCUGCGGCAUAAACCCAGAGAAGAGUAUCCUUUUCCAGCAGUCUCAGGUGUCUGAACACACUCAAUUAAGUUGGAUCCUCACCUGCAUGGUCAGACUGCCUCGAUUGCAGCAUUUACACCAGUGGAAGGCUAAGGCUGCAAGGCAGAAGCAUGAUGGGACAGUAGGCCUGCUCACAUACCCGGUACUGCAGGCGGCAGACAUUCUGUGCUACAAGUCCACACACGUUCCUGUCGGGGAAGAUCAAGUCCAGCACAUGGAACUUGUUCAGGACCUAGCUCGAAGUUUCAACCAGAAGUAUGGGGAGUUGUUUCCAUUGCCCAAGUCCAUUCUCACAUCCAUGAAGAAAGUGAAAUCCCUCCGUGAUCCCUCUGCCAAAAUGUCAAAAUCCGAUCCUGACAAACUGGCAACUGUCGGAAUAACAGACAGCCCGGAGGAAAUCGUGCUGAAAUUCCGCAAGGCUGUGACAGACUUCACGUCGGAGGUCACCUACGAGCCGGACAGCAGGGCUGGCGUCUCCAACAUGGUGGCGAUCCAUGCCGCGGUGUCCGGCCUCUCUGUGGAGGAGGUGGUGCGCAGCAGCACAGGCCUGGACACUGCGCGCUACAAGCUGCUGGUGGCCGACGCUGUGAUCGAGAAGUUUGCUCCAAUCAGGAGAGAAAUUGAGAGACUGAAAAUGGAUAAGGACCACUUAAAGAAGGUUUUACUUGUUGGAUCAGCAAAAGCCAAAGAAUUAGCCUAUCCUGUGUUGGAGGAGGUGAAGAAAUUAGUGGGGGUUUUGUAGGAAAGUCAGCCGGUCACCUGCACUCCAGUCAAGACAGCUUUUCUCUGGCAGAUUUUAGUCUGUACAUAUUUGAUUUGAUGAAUGCUUCCAACUGAUAUUCUAAUUCCAUCAGCAAAUGCAGGCGCAGCUCUCUGCACCCCAGUUAACUGAGGCACUGUUUUUUGGGUAUUAAGUAUUCCCACAUAGUUGACAGCUAAACCAUAACUGAGCUUUGAUGUGUCGCUGAAGUUUUUUCCCCCAUCCUGCCCAGCCCCACAGACCCUGCAGAAGCUUGUAUUAAUUAAAAC